CCAGCUGUCACUAUAACAGUACACAAAACAUUCACGCGCAAAUCCAAACUUGACCAGCAGCGACGGACUCUUCAAGUUCAGAACAUAUCGAUGUAGAUUAAUAAGAAGAAAGUAAAACUAGCCGUAAACUUGCGGUUUAAGAAAACAUACACGAGAAGAAACACUGACGGAGGGCGGGAGGAAAGGGAAAGCCAAAGGGGUGUUUCCUCUCCAGCAGAGGAAGGACCGAAGUUGAGAAAUAAGUCAGUAAACUAUACGCGAAAUGUGUACAAGCGUUAAACUUUAUGUGACAGUCGCGAUGUCGACGUCAGUUUUCCGAUAAAAGCCUGCCUGUGCUUGACCAGCAUUACUCUCCACCGGAUGGAGGAGAAUCCAGACAGCGACAGGCGUUAUUCGAGGACCACCGAUGACCCCUCACCCUCUGACCAGGGGACCAGACAGCAGAGUGAAGAACAGUCUCCUCUGGGUGACCACGACCUUCCCAUCAUGCAGUGGGAAGAGUUGAGUUUGCGGAUUGCAGAGCUGGAGAGGCAGGAAGAGGAAAGAAGGAAAAAAGCAGAGAGUCUGGGUCUAUCAGAGCGAGACCGAAUACUUGGAUGCUGGACCGAAUCAAAACACCAUUCAGUCCACCGGGAGCCAUGGGCAGAUGAGAACGACUACAGUCCCUGUCGCAUUCCUGUCAUAACCUCACGGUUUAACAGCCCUAAAAAUCUUCAGCUCUGUUUCAUCAACAACAGCGAAAGCGAGGAGGACGAAGACGAAGGUGCAUCAAGCAAAGAGAGCUCAUGUGAAGCAGAGGUACGUGGGAGUUAUUCUGCAGGGCUAAAACAGGAAGUGAAAAUAGCACUCAGGGCUCUCAGAGACGAGCUUUUGGCCGAACAGAAAGAGAAAGAGCAAGCCCCCCACAGUAACAUGAACAUUCGGAGAAAGAUCCUGAGCCUGAGUGAUCUGCAGACGUGCUCUUUACUGCAGCUGAAUGCACUCAGAGCUUCACUCAAUGAGGACAUUCAAGAUUUGAGCUCGGAACUGGUGAAGCAUCUGGUAAUACGGGACCACCUUCGGACCAAGCAAGACGCUUUGCUCCUGGAUGUACAGGAUAUGACGUCAUUGUGAAUGAUUUUUUGUUUGCGAUGCUGCGUGACAGCAGUUCAACGUUGGCACUUUCUGAAAGCGGUAAUUUACUGUUACUCAUCCUGUGGACUAACAAAGGCCAGAAUAUCCUGUUUGUUCUUGAAGAAACGUAGCCCUCAGAAACUUUGAUAAAAUGUGAGUCACAUUGAUAAAAGUCACAAGUUUUAUUGUGGAAAAAAACAAGUGCCUUAAUAACGAAUCCUAAUGGCUCUGAUUCAUGUCUCAGCACUUGGUUUAAUUUAGCUUCCAUAAAUUAGUGAAUAUAUGUAUAAUAAGCUGCUGUCAAAGCCAUAUGUGAUCAAUAACUGGGAUGUAUUAACCAUCAGUUUCUCUGAAGCAUUCCAAUACUGAAAUACAGUAUAUAUAUAUAUAAUCGUCAUGACAAUAUAAACUGAAUGAAGCUGUCUGUCAUAUGAAUGUGCCUUACAACUUUCCUGUGUAUCGAACUUAUACAUGAGAAUGAAAUAUAUCUGAAUUCUUAAUAUUCACUAUAAUUUAAUAAAAUCAUUUAUUUUAUAUUUUA
Messenger RNA from Danio aesculapii, 1654 nucleotides. RefSeq names its product schwannomin-interacting protein 1. Bases 361 to 1113 code for a protein of 250 amino acids. Gene Ontology annotation, cellular component: plasma membrane; cell junction. The transcript has 7 exons. The record is from RefSeq and is a predicted model, not a curated record. Gene Ontology annotation, biological process: positive regulation of hippo signaling. NCBI's taxonomy places the organism in Eukaryota, Metazoa, Chordata, Actinopteri, Cypriniformes, Danionidae.